AUGGCGCCUCUUAGCCAACUGGGGGGCCACAUCAACUCCACCUGUGCAGCAGAGAACACCACAGGGGCCAGCCGGGCCCGUCCGCAUGCCUACUACGCCCUGUCCUACUGCACACUCAUCCUGGCCAUAGUCUUUGGCAAUGGUCUGGUGUGUGUGGCCGUGCUGAGGGAACGGGCCCUACAGACCACCACCAACUAUCUGGUGGUGAGCCUGGCCGUGGCGGACCUGCUAGUGGCCACCUUGGUGAUGCCCUGGGUGGUGUACCUGGAGGUAACAGGUGGAGUCUGGAAUUUCAGCCGAGUCUGCUGCGAUGUUUUCGUCACCCUGGAUGUCAUGAUGUGUACAGCCAGCAUCCUGAACCUCUGUGCCAUCAGCAUCGACAGAUACACUGCCGUGGUCAUGCCAGUUCACUACCAACAUGGCACGGGACAGAGCUCUUGUCGGCGUGUGGCCCUCAUGAUCACGGCCGUCUGGGUACUGGCCUUCGCCGUGUCUUGCCCUCUCCUCUUUGGCUUCAACACCACAGGAGACCCCAGCGUCUGCUCUAUCUCCAACCCUGAUUUUGUCCUCUACUCUUCAGUGGUGUCCUUCUACCUACCCUUUGGAGUGACUGUGCUUGUCUAUGCCAGGAUCUAUGUGGUAUUAAGACAGAGGAGACGGAAACGCUUCCUCACUCGACAGAACAGUCAGUGCCUCAGUGUGAGGCCUGGCUUCCCCCAGCAGUCUUCCUGUCUACGGUUGCACCCCAUUCGGCAGUUUUCAAUAAGGGCCAGAUUUCCAUCAGAUGCCAUGGGGAAAAUGGAACAUUCAGAAGACAAACAAUAUCCCCAGAAAUGUCAGGACUCUCUCUUGUUACACCUGCAGCCCCUUUCCCCUGGCCAGACACACAUGGAGUUGAAGCGCUACUACAGCAUCUGCCAAGAUACUGCCUUGGAGAGACCAGGCUUCCAGGAAGGAGAAGGAGAGUUGAAAAGGGCAGGGAGGACUCGGAACUCCCUCAGCCCCACCAUGGCCCCCAAGCUCAGCUUAGAGGUUCGAAAACUCAGUAAUGGCAGGUUGUCAACAUCCCUGAAGCUGGGGCCUCUGCAACCUCGGGGAGUACCACUUCGGGAGAAGAAGGCAACCCAGAUGCUGGUUAUUGUGCUCGGGACCUUCAUUGUCUGCUGGCUGCCCUUCUUCUUGACCCAUGUUCUCAAUACCCACUGUCAAGCAUGCCACGUGUCCCCAGAGCUUUACAGUGCCACAACGUGGCUGGGCUACGUGAACAGCGCCGUCAACCCCGUGAUCUAUACCACCUUCAAUGUCGAGUUCCGCAAAGCCUUCCUCAAGAUCCUAUCUUGCUGAUGGAGAGGAGAGAAGACUCCCUGUGCCCACUGUUAGCUGCCUGGCCACAGGGCUGCUGGCCAGAGUC
This is a messenger RNA of Phacochoerus africanus (Common warthog), 1411 nucleotides long. RefSeq names its product dopamine receptor D3 (gene DRD3). Lineage: Eukaryota; Metazoa; Chordata; Mammalia; Artiodactyla; Suidae. The transcript has 7 exons. Gene Ontology annotation, biological process: adenylate cyclase-inhibiting dopamine receptor signaling pathway; adenylate cyclase-activating adrenergic receptor signaling pathway. The coding region runs from base 1 to 1344 and encodes 447 amino acids. Gene Ontology annotation, cellular component: plasma membrane. Gene Ontology annotation, molecular function: dopamine neurotransmitter receptor activity, coupled via Gi/Go; G protein-coupled receptor activity. The record is from RefSeq and is a predicted model, not a curated record.